Messenger RNA from Myotis daubentonii (Daubenton's bat), 651 nucleotides. RefSeq names its product chromosome 20 C1orf53 homolog (gene C20H1orf53). Lineage: Eukaryota; Metazoa; Chordata; Mammalia; Chiroptera; Vespertilionidae. The record is from RefSeq and is a predicted model, not a curated record.
CGGCGCUCAGGAGGAGGCGGGGCGACACGGCCCGCGGCGGCCAUGGCGGCCAGGCGGGUGCCCGUGCUGGUGACCGCAGCCUUCGGGGCACGACCUCCCGCCGCCCGGCCGGCACGGCCCCUCUGGGUCUCAGCAGGGCUCCGCCAGCCCCUCGGGGUCCCCCUCUGCUCCGCUUCGGAGGGAGAGAGCGGCGAUGUCGGGCCCCGCUCGCCAGACAGCCCGGCGGCAGCGGAGAGGUGCCCGGAGACCGGAGCGUUAACGGCGGCGGAGCGGCGGAUCGCGGACCUGCACGCAGCCGCCUGCGCGGCCAAGCAGCUGACCUACGUGGACCCGGCCACCGGCUACCUGGUGCUCACGCGACUCGCCCACUUGCAGAGGGGCCGGUGCUGCGGAUCCGCCUGCAGACACUGCCCAUAUGGUCAAGUCAACGUUCAAGAUCCAGCUAAAAAGAAGAAAUUCAAUUCCUGUUUCUAUGUUUGACAACAAUUUCAUCUCUGGUUGCCAUUCCGUUCAACCUUAUUUAAAAACACACACACAUCUCAAUUCAGAAUUGCUCUCUCUCUGAGUGCUUGAGCACUGAUUUAAUCAUAAGUGUAUGUGUGUGUAUAUGUAUAUAUAUUAAAAGAACAUCAAUAAAAUGAACAAAAGCGA